Myxocyprinus asiaticus (Chinese sucker) is the source of this 7817-nucleotide messenger RNA. RefSeq names its product gastrula zinc finger protein XlCGF57.1-like. The record is from RefSeq and is a predicted model, not a curated record. The transcript has 4 exons. The coding region runs from base 1196 to 2641 and encodes 481 amino acids. Gene Ontology annotation, biological process: regulation of transcription by RNA polymerase II. Gene Ontology annotation, molecular function: DNA-binding transcription factor activity; RNA polymerase II cis-regulatory region sequence-specific DNA binding. NCBI's taxonomy places the organism in Eukaryota, Metazoa, Chordata, Actinopteri, Cypriniformes, Catostomidae.
CCUUGUACACUACCAGUCAAAAGUUUUGAAACACAUUUUUUUCACAUUUUAGAAUAAUAGUAAAGUCAUCAAAACUAUGGAAUAACAUAAAUGGAACAAUGGGAAUUAUGUUGUGACUAAACAAAAUCCAAAAUAAAUCAAAACUGUGUUAUAUUUUAGCAUCGUCAAAGUAGUCACCCUUUGCCUAGAAUUUGCAGACAUGUACUCUUGACAUUUUCUCAACCAACUUCUUGAGGUAUCACCCUGGGAUGCUUUUUAAACAGUAUUGAAGGAGUUCCCAUCUAUGUUGGGCACUUUUGGCUGCUUUUCUUUAUUAUUUGGUCCAAGUCAUCAAUUUCAAAAACUUUUUUUUAUUAUUAAAUUUUAGUUUUAUAAUUAAAUAAAUUAAUAUGGUGGCACAAUUAUAUUUUUGUCUACAAAACUAAUUUCAAACAUUUAAGCAUACGCCUUCUAUGACCGUACAAACCCUGUAAACCACUUUAAAUGAUUUAGUUUUUAAAUCAGUGAGCUACUGGCAUGCAUUAUGAAGAAAGGGAUAGCUAUUAUCCACACAGCCAAUCAGGCCAGAAUCUAUAGUACCUACCCUUACACUAGCCUUUAGACUGACUUGUUGUUUCUGACAUGCCGUUGUGUAUCAGGAUGUGGCAUUGUGUUUUAUGAUUUGUUGUUUUGUUUUUCAAAUAGCAUCUGUGGUUUUUUUCAUGGGUGCAAUACUCAUCCCUGCCUCCAGAGGGUGAUAACCAGUGAGUAUUUCACACAGUUGUGUAGAAAUGUGAAAUAGAAGCAGAUGCACAAGCAAGUAUUGUUGUUGUAUGUUCAUGCUGAUUUUGUCAAUCCAUCUAAAGUCUUGAUUGAGGAAAGUUAUUUUGUUCAACACUUAUGGUCCCUACGUAGUGUUCACUGCUCCCUACUCACUGAGCAUGUGAUAUCUGUUGAAGUUCUCUUCACUUGACAAGAUUCGUUCAUUUGGAAUACCCUGCAACGUCAUCAAACACAGACAACACUUGAGUCACGCUAAUCACGGGGUUCAAGUAAGAUGACACAACAGACUGAUCUGCUCCUCCACAUCACACAGUGGUAAUGAUUCACCCCUACAGUGAAACCACCUCCUCAGUAAUUCAACAAUAAAUGCUGUUUAUUUCCAUCAUCCAACAAGUGAAGAAAUAUAUAUAUAUUUUUGUGCAAAAUUGCAAAAAUGAAGUUUGUAAAAGAGGAGCUUAAAGAGGAGAGUGAAGACAUCAGUAUUACAGAACCAUGCAGAAUAAAAAAUGAAGAUACUGAGGAACAAAGAGACUUGAUUGAAGUGAAAGAGGAAAAUGAAGAACUGAAUGUCGUGGAGGACAAAAAUCUGUAUCAAACUUUUGAUAAUUUCAUGACUAGAGAAGAAUAUUUUAGUGGUUCAAAGACUGAAAUGCAUUUCUCACAGAAAAGCAUUCGAAGAACAAAAGCCAAAAAAUCUUUCACCUGCUCUCAAUGUGGAAAGAGUUUCACACAAAAAAGAAACCUUAACAUUCACUUAAAACUUCACACUGGAGAGAAGCCCUUCACCUGCAUUCAGUGUGGAAAGAGUUUUGCGCAUAAAAGAAAUCUUCACCGUCACAUAAGAAUUCACACCGGAGAGGAGCCUUUCACAUGCCUUCAAUGUGGAAAGAGUAUUGCAAAUAUAAGAAAUCUUCAGCAUCACAUAAGUAUUCACACUGGAGAGAAGCCGUUCACAUGCCAUCAGUGUGGAAAGAGUUUUGUGCAAAAUGGAGAUCUUCAGCAUCACAUGAGAAUUCACACUGGAGAAAAGCCUUUUAUAUGCCUUCAAUGUGGAAAGAGUUUCUUGUAUAAGAAAAACCUUAAGGCUCAUAUGAAAAUCCACACUGGAGAGAAACCUUUCACCUGCCAUCAGUGUGGAAAGAGUUUUAUAAAUAAAGGAGAUAUUAAGCGUCAUAUGAGAAUUCACACUGGAGAGAAGCCUUUCACCUGCUCUCAGUGUGGAAAGAGUUUCACACAAAAAGGAAACCUUGUGAGUCACCUACGACUUCACUCCGGAGAGAAGCCUUUCACAUGCCUUCGGUGUGGAAAUAGUUUCUUAUGUAAAAGAAGCCUAAAGAUUCACAUGAAAAUCCAUGAUGGAGAGAAACCUUUCACAUGCCAUCAGUGUGGAAAGAGUUUUACACAUAAAGGACGUUUUCAGCGUCACAUGAGAAUUCACACUGGAGAGAAACCCUUCACAUGCCUUCAGUGUGGAAAGAGUUUCGCAUGUAACAGAGACCUUCAGCGCCACAUGAGAAUUCACACUGGAGAGAAGCCUUUCACCUGCUCUCAGUGUGGAAAGAGUUUCACACAAGCAAGCUAUCUCACAUUUCAUCUGCGCUAUCAUUCUGGAUUAAAGCCAUUUAACUGUGAUCAGUGUGGCAAGAGAUAUACAGGUGCAUCACAUCUAAAGGUACACCUCGCAACUCAUGCAAAUGAGAAGCCUUACGUGUGUUCUUUUUGUGGAAAGAGUUUCAUAACAUCAGGAAACCUGAAAACACAUGAAAGAGUGCAUACAGGAGAGAAGCCAUUCAAAUGCACUUCAUGUGGGAAGAGUUUCACUCAAUCAGGUCAUCUACUGACUCAUAUAAAAAAGCAUUGUCCAAAAUUGUCAAAGUGAGCAAAGUUAAUUUCAGGAGCAACACUUUCUGUGUCAAAAUUAACGCAUUAAUGCAUGUGAUUAAUUUAAAUAGUUGGUAACACUUUACAGUAAGGUUCCAUUUGUUAACAUUAGUUAACAACAUUAGUUAACAUGAACUAACAAUAAACAAUAGUUUAUUAAUCUAAUGUUAAUUUCAACCUAUAUUAAAAUCAAAAGUUGUUUUCGUUAACAUUGGUUAAUGUACUAUAAACCAUCAUGAACUAACAAUGAACAGUUGCAUUUUUAUUAAUUAAAAUGAACAAAGACAAAUAAAUGCUGUAAAAAUAUCCUGUUCGUUGUUAGCUCACGAUACAUAAUGCAUUAACUAAUUUUAACGAAUGGAACCUUAUUGUAAAGUGUUAUUGAAAUGUUUAACAUUUUAUUUUUACUUAAUCUUGAUUAACCUAUUUACCAAUUUUCACAUCAGAUUUUUAUAUUUUAUCCAGCUCCGUGUGAGUUCUAAACACUGGUUGGAGUAGGGCACAGCCUUUGUGUCCGGCCGAGACAUUACACCACAGGUGUCAAACUCUAGGCCUGUGGUUCGAAUCUGGCCCACCACCUCAUUUCAUAUGGCCCGUAAGUUAAUUUCAGAAAUGUAGAAUGGCAGGUGAACAGAAUGUGUCACAGACAAAUCAGUUGGCACUUUCCUUGUGAAUAUUAAUGAGCAUUCCCCUGUCAUUCUAACCGUAUUUUUUGAAGCACAUUUUGCUCGCUCAAAAAGCGUAAUGAAACCGCGUUAUCAGCAGCACCAAUUAUCAGUACGGCUCAAUGGAUUGUGCAGUGGGAGAGCAGAGCAGGUGCGUUUACUUGUUGACUGGUCAAAACCGCACAGAACAUUAUCAGCGCUAGCCAUUACCUCGAUCAAUUAUUAGAGCAACAGAAUGGAAAGAGGUGCGUGAGCGCAAGGCAGAUGCAUUUAUUCGUGGACUGGUCUUGACUGCGCAGCAGCGCAGACCAUUAUAAACAGAUCAUGAAUCCAGUUUGAAUGGGCCACAUUUACAUUUAUUAAUUUAGCAGACACUUUGAUCCAAAGUGACUUACAAAUUAGGAGAACAACAGAAGCAAAUCAUCCUAGGGAGGCAGUAGUAACUCAAGUGCUGUAAUACAAGUUUAGAAAUUGUUUAGAGAAGUAACCCUAGCUAGAGAAAUUUAAUUGAAUUUAUUUUUUUUAAUAAGAAGACACUAAAGGGAUUGGGUCAUGUUCUCAUGAAAGAGCUGUAUCUUUAGAUGCUUUUUAAAUGAUGUUAUAGAACCAGCUGCUUGGGUGGAGUUUGGCAGGUCAUUCCACCAGCGAGGAACAGUUGAAUUGAAAGUCCAGGACAGUGAUUUUUUUGCUUCUUUGAGAUGGCACUUGGAGGCUCCGUUCACCCGCAGUACGCAAACUUCUGGAGGGUAAGUAGACCUGAAGUAGUAAGUGUAGAUAGUGGAGUGCAGAGCUGGUGGUUGUUCUGUAGCAAGCAUCAAUGCCUUGAACUUAACAUGAGCAACCUUUGGCAGCCAGUGCAGUUUGAUGAACAGGGGUGUGACGUGCGCUCUCUUAGUCUUGUUGAAGACCAAUCUCACCGAUGCAUUCUGGAUCAGUUUGGCACAAAAUUCUCUGUUGCAAUAGUCCAAAUGAUCUAGUUUAAAAUGAUAUUAACUGUCCGGCUACCACUAUGGGAUGGAAAUCCCGCCCCGCCCACCACUCCAAGCCGUGUCGACUGACGUCCUCACUGGCUGGAAAAGCUUACACAGCAGCGGGACAAGCUGGUUUCCACGGGAAGGUGGUGCUCCAGGUGAUUCAGGUUAAGCUCCUCAGGCAUAUGGACGAGCAAGACCCCGAUCCAGACCUAUUGAAGGAUCUCCGCACCGCUAUUGACUUGACACUGCGAGCCAUGAAAGCGACCACCCAAGCCAUUUGGAAAUCAAUGAGCAGUCUGGUGGUCCUGGACCGGCAUAUCUGGCUAAUGCUUACAGAGAUGUUUGAUUCAGGAAAAGCAGCCCUCCUUGACACCCCGGUGUCACCUGAUGGCCUCUUUGGAAACACUGUAACAGACUUUGCUGAGCGCUUCACUACGGCUCAAAAACAGUUGCAAGCGGUGAAGCACUUUCUACCAAAGAGAAGUGGCUCUUCCUCUCAACCGGCCCACUCCCGCUCUAAUUCCGGUAGCGCCUGGCUAAGAAUCCUACCCCCACUGCUCCAGCACCAGUAAAAACACGGGUUGCACAUACAUUCUCAAUAAAAGGGUUAUAUCCGCUUCACGUCUUACACACCCCUCACAUUAUGGCCAACCACUUCUCUAUGGUGAGCAGCGCUCUGUCUCCUUUCACAUCAAUCAAUAAGCCCGCUGUCGUGCUAUGCGGACCCGUGACGAGCCCUCACGGGCGUGUCUGAUUGGAUGUUAAAAAUGAUCAAACACGGCUUUAUGAUUCAGUUCGCACGCCGUCCGCCUCGCUUCAGCUGCGUUUUGCCAUCCACAGUUCCGUUACAGAACUUCACAAUCUCCUUGCAAAAAACGUGAUCGAGAUCAUUCCAAACUGUGAUGCCCACAGCGGGUUUUACAGUUGUUAAUUUCUCAUCCCAAAGAAAGACGGAGGGAAAAAUCGGUCCGAGACGCUUUAAUAGUGCACUUGCAAAGCACCCAUUCAAAAUGAUUACUCGGAAACAGAUCUUAUCGCACAUCCGUCCACAGAACUGGUUCACGUCAAUAGAUCUGAAGGACGUAUACAUUCAUGUAACAACUGCUCCGCAUCACAGGCGGUUCUUGAGAUUCGCGUUCGAGGGAACUGCGUAUCAAUUCAAAGUCCUUCCUUUUGCUCUGGCUCUCGCUCCUCGCAUGUUCUCGAGAUGUAUCGAUGCAGCGCUCGCCCCAUUGAAAAUGAACGCAUUUUUACUCACCUUGAAGAUUUGCUAUCACUGGCUUAAUCAGAGGCUUUACUGAGCGAAAACAUGGACCUGCUGUUUUGCCAUCUGAAAAACCUAGGUCUAAAUGUGAACUGUGCAGAAAGCACACUUUCCCCCAGACAACAAAUCUUCUUUUUGGGAUUCAGGCUUGAUUCCAUGAGCAUGCAAGUGCACCUCACGAACAAGCGUGUUCAGACCAUUCUUCAUGUGCCUGUGUCAGUUCAAACUGGGGAAAACUGUUCCUCUGAAGUCAUUAAAAAAAUACUAGGGUUUAUUGCAGCAGCAUCCACCAUCAUACCGUUAGGUCUGUAACACAUGAGACCUCCUCAGUACUGGCUCAAGUGACAUGUACCACAACACAACAGGCUCAAGUGACAUGUACCACAACACAACAGGCGCCACGGGCGCAUGCGCAUUGCAUAACUAAUAGCUGUAUAUCUUCUCUAGCACCAUGGACAGCUCCAGCCUUUUACUAAUAUGGUGUUAUGAUGGGUCAUAUUUUCAGGUGAAAACUAGUGACCACAGAUGCGUCCAACACUGAUUGGGGUGCUGUGUGCGACAGUCGCCCAGCCUUUGGCACCUGGACAGAUGCGAAGCGGGCAUGGCACAUCAACCACCUAGAACUGCUGGCUGUCUUUUUAGCUUUGAAAGCUUUUCAUUCCGAUGUAGUGAAUCACCACGUGCUGAUUCUUUCGGACAACAUGACAAUGGCAUACAUAAAUCACCAGGGCGGAACUCGGUCACUUCCUGUGCAUCUCCUCCAAUCUCCUCCAAUGGAGUGGGCGCCAUCUCCUGUCCCUACACUCAUCAUAUGACCCAAGUCACCUGAAUUGCAGAGCAAAUCUGCUGAAUUGCCAGGGAAGUGGAGACUUCAUCCUCAGACGGUUCUGAGCAUUUGGGAAAUAUUCUGCAAGGCGGAAGUCAAUCUUUUUGCCUCCUUGGAGAAUGCCCACUGUCCCCUUUGGUACUCCAUAUCCCAAGCCUCACUGGGGGUGGACGCCCUAGCCCACUAAUGGCCUGAGAAGCACAAAUACGCAUCGGUGGACAGCUCAUGUCUGGAGUUCGGACCCAGUCUUUUAAAGGCCACCAUUAAACCUAGAAAAGGCUACGUGCCUAAGGUUUUAUCAAUGCCCUUCAGGGCUUAGGUGGUUCGUUUUCAAGACUUUUCCCCCCACGGUUUAAUUCAGAUGAAGAAUCCAUGCACUUGUUAUGCCCAGUGUGGGCAUUACACACGUAUGUUGAGUGCACCCGUCAGUUUAGGCUGUCGGAUCAGCUCUUUAUUUGUUAUGGAGGUUGCACAAAAGCCACGUCUGUCUCCAAACAAAGUCUCUCCCACUGGAUUGUUGAUGCAAUCGCCCUCGCAUACGAAUCGCAGGCUGUGAAUUGCCCUAUUGGCAUAAAAGCGCAUUCAACUAUUCAUUCACGAGUCUUCUCGGUAUAGAGCGCUUAUUCACCUAUGUUCAGAAGUGAGCCCAAACCUUUUUUGGGAAGGCUACCUGAUAAAUAUUCAUAUGGUCACCGGUAUGUAGGCUGUAAUUGAAUUUACCCCCUUAAGUCUCAAGCACUUCUAUAUAAGCCUACUUUCCCAACCACUGUUGCGAAAGGGUUAAGAUUACACUGGUUCUAUUUAUAUGGCUCAUAUAAAUCCCCAGAUUAGUUAAUUCCCAUCUGGUAUUCGCCAUUUGAAGUUAUUCUUUAUAUGUGUUUAAGUCAUCAUCCAAUGGACCUGUAACUUCUUAUAUGCUUUUCAAGUGUUAUAUCUCUUGGGGUAUGACGUGACGUAGUGCGGCGUGAUGGGACUCUGUUCCCCUAGAGAGUCGCAAUGUCAAAGUGAACUGAAUCGAUAGGGAACAUCUAUUACAACUGUAACCUCGGUUUCCUGAGAUGAAAGGAAUGAGACAUUGCGAAAGCAAACCACACUACUACUACUACAGAGUUUUGAGGUUCGAGCAAUGCGCACUUGUCCCUCAGUAAGAAAAUUCGGAAGAAAUUGUGUUUGAGCACCUGCUUAUAGGCCAACUGUGCGCCUAAAUGGGUGGGACCAAACACCAUUGCCAAUCACAGGAUUGCCGUUAGUGUACAAGGGUUUCAACUAGGUCGUCGAGGAAGGAAUUCCCUGGAGCAGGGGUCAGCAACCUAUGGCAUGUGGAGGGGUAAUCACUGGCACGCCAGCAACGACGUGAGGCAUAGACUAUUUUAUUCAUAUGAAAUUCCGCACCUGUAUACCAAACUACAUCUUGAUGUAAUCCUUUCUCAUGAUCACGCAGCAUG